AUGAGGCUCAUCAUCCGGGACGAUUCCGUGGCUGCGAGCGUAUUCGUUGCCAACUACAUCAUCGAGCGUAUCAAGCAUUUCGCCCCCACGCCAGCGCACCCCUUCGUGCUUGGUCUUCCCACGGGCUCAACGCCCGUGAGUUUCUACAGUGUCCUCGUGGAGAAGUACAAGGCCGGCGAGGUCUCUUUUGAAAAUGUCGUCACCUUCAACAUGGACGAAUAUAUCGGCAUCCCGCGGGACCACCCUGAGAGCUACCACUCAUUCAUGUGGAAGCAUUUCUUCUCGCACGUGAACAUCCACCCCAACAACGUCAACAUCCUGGACGGGAAUGCCCCGAACCUCGAGGCAGAAUGCGUCGAGUACGAGGCCAAGAUCAAGCGCGCAGGCGGCAUCGACCUGUUCCUCGCGGGCAUUGGCGACGACGGGCACAUCGCCUUCAACGAGCCCGGGUCGAGUCUUGCGUCGCGCACGCGCGUCAAGACGCUCGCGUACGACACCAUCCUCGCCAACUCGCGCUUCUUCGACAACGACCUGGAGAAGGUGCCUAAGAUGGCCCUCACCGUCGGCGUCCAGACCAUCCUGGAGGCGAGGGAGAUCGUUGCCCUCAUCGUCGGCCCCCGCAAGGCCCUGGCCCUGCAGCGGUGCAUCGAGCAGGGUGUUAACCACAUGUGGACCCUGUCCAGCCUGCAGCUCCACCCCCACCCCAUGAUCGUGUGUGACGAGGACGCCACCCUGGAACUACAGGUCAAGACCGUGAGGUACUUCAAAUCCCUAGAAAAGGUCGCCCGCGCCCAGGGCUUCGAGCAGAUCCUCCCGUCGCGCGUGCGCACUGGCCCUGGCCCAGCGACAGUGAUCCAGCCGCCGCGCCUCCCGGGCGCCGCACGGAGCGACGACGACGCGGUCAAGGUGGAAGCACCGGCGCCGACAGUCCUCUCGCCGCAGCCGACGACGUCGCGGCUGCUGCGGGCGUCGUCCCCGGCCGCAGAGUAUCCCGUCCGCUCCGUGUCGCCCGACUUCGACCUCGUCCCCGACAGCAUGGCGUCGCGGAUCCCGGACCCGCGCCUCGCCCAGCGCCUGACGCCGACGCCCGAGACGCAGACCGUGGCGGUUAAUGCCGUUGGCGCUUGA
Messenger RNA from Phialemonium atrogriseum, 1128 nucleotides. RefSeq names its product glucosamine-6-phosphate isomerase. The record is from RefSeq and is a predicted model, not a curated record. Gene Ontology annotation, biological process: carbohydrate metabolic process; D-glucosamine catabolic process; N-acetylglucosamine catabolic process. Gene Ontology annotation, cellular component: cytoplasm. Gene Ontology annotation, molecular function: identical protein binding; glucosamine-6-phosphate deaminase activity. The transcript has 3 exons. The coding region runs from base 1 to 1128 and encodes 375 amino acids. NCBI's taxonomy places the organism in Eukaryota, Fungi, Ascomycota, Sordariomycetes, Cephalothecales, Cephalothecaceae.